GGAGCUUGCGCAUUACAGCUGGCAUGUAUGCAGGAGAAGUUGAAGUGCUGCAGAGAGGAACUGUUUGAAACAGGCAAGAGACUGAGUGAAACAGAAGAUGCUCUCAAGCGAUGUCAGUCAGAUGUUGAAGACAAAUGUGAAAUCAUACGUUCACUCAACUGUACAUUAGAGGAGCUGUCCUGUCGACUGCAUGAGAGGAAUGCUAGAGUGGAUGAACUGGAGAAGGCCAUAGAGAACUUGAAUAAAGACAUUGAGAAGAGAAUGAAGCGAGUCGAUGAACAGCUGAAGAAAUACGAGUGUGAGCUCUGUGACAAAGCCAAACAGAUUGCAGAUAUUGAUGACUGCCUGAGUCGCUGCCAACAUAACCUCAGUGAGAAGUGCAACGAAGCCUGUGUGUUGGAACAGAAGAACGCCCGCCUGGUCUCUGACUUGUGUGCCUGUAACGCCAAGCUGAAGGAGAGUGAAGAUACGAGAGAAUGCCUUGGCAAAGCACUGGGCGAUCAGCGAGCAGAAACAGCUGAAGUGUCUCAGGAGCUCAGAUCCACCAGGGAACAGCUGCAGCAGAAACAACAGGAGAUAAUGGACUGCCAGCAACAGCUGUGCUGCAACAACAGGGAGUGGGACAAGUGCAGACGGGAAUGUGAUGAGCUGAGAAACACACUGUCGCAACGAGAGAUGGAACUUGAGCACCUCAAUGAGGAGAAGAACUGCCUGGUCAGCAAAGUUGCCCAUCUGACGUGUCGUCUGGAGAGUGAGAUUUGCCAGCUGGAAAACCAGCAGGCAGAGAUGAAGUGCAGGUUGGAGAAAGAGAAUGAAGCUCUACGGAUCUACCAGACAGAACUGGAGGAGAACAACGCCUGCCUGGUGCAGAAGCUGGGCACCUGCCAGAGACAGCUCUCCCAGGUGGAGAAGUGCUGCACCCAGAAAAUCGACUGCAUGAACCGAGAGAUAGCGGAUCUGAUCAGUAAAGUUGCUGACCGUGACGAUCAGAUCACCCAGUGCAAAGAUUGCAUAGCGAUCAGGGACUCGGAGAUCAUGCGACUGAAGCUAAAGCUGUGCAACACAGACACAGUCUGCGGAGGCAACAUGACCUGCAACAACAGCAACUGUACAGACACCGGCUACGGCUACAGUGCUGACAACAGGUUUGAACCAGACGACAUCGGCAACCCAAUCCUGUUGACCUCCUCCCACCUGCAGGA
Candidula unifasciata is the source of this 1202-nucleotide messenger RNA. The record is from the annotation of a GenBank genome assembly. Lineage: Eukaryota; Metazoa; Mollusca; Gastropoda; Stylommatophora; Geomitridae.